AUGGAAAAAAACAAUCAGCUCGAGGCUAUUUGUUGUUUAAAAAGCAUGCUUCCCGGAUCACCACUUGCAGAACUAUCACCUGCUGCUUUGCCGUCAGCAAUUGAGAUCUGGCAACGCAUUUUGGAACUUCAAAACAGCCACGAUUCUCAGACAAUUGCUCGCGAAGUUGAAGCUCGUCGUAUGCGACUUGGUUCAGAUCCAUUGCCUGUCAUAAAAGCUACUGUGGAACGAGAAGUUGUGUUGAGCUCAGAGAUUGAUACUAUUCUUAAAAGCCUUUUAUCAAUUGAUACUGAUUUAAAGAGAAUAUCCGAGUAUAAUUGUAAGCUUCUUGGCACUCUCGCAAUAAAGCUGGCAUAUGCGGACCCUAGUGAAAAAUCAGAGAUUCAAACAGAGAUGGACUCUAUUGCCAACACGCUUGUGAAUGACCAGUGCACUUCCCCGCUGGCAUUUGAAACGCUGUUGGAGGCAGAAAAUACUAAACUGGAUCACCGCAACGAAAAGCUUAUUACAUUGGCGUCUACUUUGACUGAUGAUUCUGCAAUUUCACUUUCUUGUAAAGCAUAUCUGCUGAGAAAACACGGGGAAGAUUUAGAUCUGGCUUUACAGUAUUUGAUGAAAAGUCUCGAGCAAGCUCCAAACAGCGUUUUUACGCAUCAUUUGCUUAUCUACGUAUUUCUGGACAAGCGUAAUUGGAAACAAGCUAUCAGUAUUUGUGAGAAUUGUGAGAUUCUCAUAUCCAAGUAUUUCAAAAGCACUGGAAGAAAACUGGAUGGUGUGGAGCUUGAUAUCAACCUAAUGCUGGGAACAGCAUAUGUGGAACUUGGAAAGCGAUCAGCAACGCAGGCUCUUACAGCAUUUAGAUCCGUUUUGGAAAUAGAUCACUCCAAUUUGGAUGCGUUGAUUGGACUUGGCGUUACUUUGGCAACCAUAGGAAAAUAUAACGAAGCCAUUAGAUGUUUUGACAAGGUAAUUACAAUUGACGCUACUAAUCAACGAGCACACAUCGAGUCUGGAUGGACGCUAUUUCUGCAGGGCGAAUAUCCACGCGCACUUGAUCGACUUAUUGAAGCUCAGCCUUUUGGAAAAUCAUAUCUUAUCAAGUAUCGACUUGCAAAAACGUACUGGAUGAUCGAUGAUAAAUACCGUGCUGAUAAAGCAUAUGUUCACUCUUUAUUGAUUGAGGCUGCACGGCUAAACCCAGACUAUGCCCCAACAUUUACGUUGCUUGGAAUGUAUUACAAGGAAGUAGAAUCUGAUAUCAUACGAGCCACAAAGUGUUUUUUGAAAGCAAUAUCUAUUGAUAAUGAGGAGGAUGGCGCUAUCAAGGCUCUUGUUUUUUUGUGGCUGGAGAACGACAAUGUUCAUCAGGCGGUGGCUUUGCUCAAAGAAGCUGCCGUUAAUCUUCCACGACUAUGCUGGAUAUGGAAACAGCUUGGAAUUAUUUCGUUGUCACAAGGAAACACCAAUGAUGCGGUGGGUCAAUUCCAGACUGCUUUGCGACUGGAUGCAAAGGAUCGUGUUUCCUGGAUAUCACUGGGCGAAGCCUAUGCAUCUCAGGGUAAAUACAUGGCUGCUCUCAAAGCCCUCGAUCGAGCUCUUGAACUGGAACCACAGGCCCAGUUUCCAAAGUAUCUCAAAGCACUUGUUUAUCACAAACUCGGCAUGUUUCCCGAAGCAAUUUCAAAUUUUCGCACAGCGCUCACCGAGUUAGAAAACAGUCCGUCUUUUAGCUCUACGGAUCAAACUGCGGCAGCUACCACAGAGAUGAAGCACGUACUUGUACCUACUCUCAAGGGUCUUGGCGAGGCUCUUCUUUAUUCAGCUCGAACUUUGUAUGACAGCGGUGCAUAUGGCGCAUGUGCCUCGCAUCUUUUUGAUGCGAUUGAAGUUUGUUUGAAAAGCUUUUUAAUUGCACCUCGUCUGCUGUGCACUGCAAAAAUUCUUGGUGAUGCGUGCCUUACUUUGGCCACCUUGGUUCCUGGUCUUGUGAGUGAUUCUCACAGUCAGGUAAUUGAUCAACUGAUUACAUCAAUUCCUGACAUUGACAAAGACACAUACAGUGGCUGUGAUAUGCCUUUUGAAUUGAAAGAAACGGACACGACUUCCAUUCAACGAGUUUUUAUUGGCGCUGCGUGGGCUUAUUAUCGCGCCAUGCUGAUUGCUCGAAACAAUCAGCAGCCAGCUGAUGUGAUUGCCGUCUAUGCGCAUGACCUAAGCAUUGUCUACUUUCGAUCUUACAAGCAUGCUGUUUUCAAUCAAAACUCAGAACAGUCAUCCCGUUUAUUGAAACUUGCGAUAAAAUAUGUUCAAGUUGCCAUUUGCAUGAAUCCUCAAAAAGAUUUAUACUGGAACGCACUUGGCGUGUACUCGAGCUCAAUUGAUCCUAAACUAUGUCAGCAUGCACUUAUUAAAGCUGUUGAAGUCAAUAUGACGAAUCCUCGCGUGUGGUGCAAUUUAGGGUAUUUUUAUAUGUUUAUGGAUGAUAUGGAUCUAGCCGGGCAAUGUUUUUCAAAGGCGCAGUUUGUAGAUCCAGAUUGGCCACUUGCAUGGUUUGGCCAAGCAUAUUUGGCUAAACUAGCAGGAAGCAGAGAGUUUGAUAUUCUGUAUUCGUAUGGUUUAGAAUGCUUUCGUAGUUCUGCACUGACUCCAUCAACUCUGAUUAUUGCGUCACAUUGUCUUUUGAAAUGUGUUGAGCGUUUUCCUGAAGAACCGGCAGCCUAUAAUCUAUAUGGACUUAUUUUGGAACGUCAGCACCAGCACGAAAAUGCCACCAGCGCAUUUGAAGAAGCAAUUCGACUGCUUUCUAAAUCUAAACACGCAGAUCAAAACCACAUUCAAAAACUGCUAGCACUUGUUUUGGAGAACAAAGCAAGAUGCGAAUCUGCUGCUGGCCGUUUUCACGAUGCUAAUACAACAUAUAAAGAGCUGGCCAAUCUAGACCAGCCUGCAUCUGUAUUUACAUUUGUUGGUCAGGGCUUUGCUGCUUACUUUGUUCAAGAUCUAAAAACCAGUCUCAUGUCAUUUGAAAAAGCCCUCGAAUUAUGCGAUAGUAACUCUAGCGAUGAUGCGACUGCCAAUCGUCUCAAAAAUGAUACAAUCUUGCUGCUCAGUCAAGUUCUUUAUGCUCUCGACACAGACGAGCAUAUUGAAUUGGCAAAGCAACAACUAUUUCAAUGCAUUUCCAACAAUGCUCAGUAUGUUCCCGCCAUUAUUGGUCUUUGUGUAAUGGGUCUUGUUAGACAGGACUGGGUAUUGGCGCAAACCGCUGCUGCAGAACUCAUCAAGCUAGAUUUAGAAGUAGCCGAAACUCUUGAUGCCGAUAUAGAUUGGGUUCUUUGCUCAUUUUUUAUCAUGCUGAAUGGCCAGACAAAAACUGCUCGAGGAUUUUUAAGCAAAACAGUUCAUCGGUAUCCAUGGAAAGCUGCUCGAUGGUCAAAGCUUGCUGAGCUAAUUUAUUGUCAUUCACCUGCUCAGAGCGAUGUUUCGGCCAAAUUAGCAGCGUCUGGCUUGGAGAUAUUUAUUUCUUCUGGUUUGGAUUCGCUUAAUCCUGUCAAAACCACUGAUGUGUCAGAUAUGCAACGAAUCCGAGGUCUUGCGCUACUUUCUGAAGGAAACCCUAAAAUGCAUCAAAAAAGUCGAACCACACUUUGUCAAGCCAUUCGAUCCUCUCCUAGCAAUCCUGCCAAUUGGCUUGCCCUUGGAUUGAAUCAAUGUGCAGAUGCUGUGUCAAACUCUGUAACGUCUAUUGAAAGUGCUGAACCAAAAACUAAUGAUGAUUUGAAAGUUGUCGACAGUAUUGCCGAGUCGGCUAUUACUGUGAUAGAUACUUGCACAGAUUCAUCUGAAAUAUUGAGUUGGUCUCAUUUGCUUAAAGCAGAGGCUCUUUUACAAUCUACACUCCGAUUAACUGAACUAUCUGAGAUUGAACAAGUUAUUCAAAAGGCAGAUGCAGUGAUUAAUACCUCAAUAACGAGUGCGGUAAAGCGCGCAGGAUACGUGCUUCUUGGACGUGCAUUACUUUGUAAUGGCGAUACGACAAAUGCUGAGCGAGCUCUUAAAACAGCACUACAAUACGAUGAUGAAUAUUGUAUUUUGCCAUUGGAAGAAUUAGCAGCUUUUUACGCUGCAAACUCCAAUCCUUCAGCAACAGAAUUUUGCUAUCGUCAGGCAAUAGCGGUGUUGUCCGAUAAUACCAAAAGUAAAACCCCUACACUAUUGCGACUAGUACAGCACUUUAUUUGUGUAAAUGACCAUACGAAUGCAUUGGAAAACGUCAACAUGGCAUUAGUUGCCGAUUCCGCAAAAAUAAUAUCAAGGUUUUUUCAGACUUUGAUCCUAAUUCAAACUAAGCAGUCCAAGGGGAAAUUGGCCAAGAACUUGACGAUACUUUCUGAAUCUGACGAGAUUGACCCCGUUAUUGUUAAUUGGCUGGCAUUGAAAAUCGAUGUGUAA
Messenger RNA from Batrachochytrium dendrobatidis JAM81, 4452 nucleotides. RefSeq names its product SKI complex subunit tetratricopeptide repeat protein SKI3. Gene Ontology annotation, cellular component: Ski complex. The transcript is spliced from 14 exons. Lineage: Eukaryota; Fungi; Chytridiomycota; Chytridiomycetes; Rhizophydiales. The record is from RefSeq and is a predicted model, not a curated record. Gene Ontology annotation, molecular function: protein binding. The coding region runs from base 1 to 4452 and encodes 1483 amino acids.